Molecule: messenger RNA, 1015 nt
Organism: Dermatophagoides pteronyssinus (European house dust mite)
Lineage: Eukaryota; Metazoa; Arthropoda; Arachnida; Sarcoptiformes; Pyroglyphidae
Source: RefSeq, a predicted model, not a curated record
ACCAACCGAAAAAUCAAACUUUCAAAAUUGUUAAAAUUUCAACAAAAAAAAAACUUUUCACUAGUCAACUGUGUACUUCUGUGUGUGUGUAACUAAAAUCAGAAGUAUUCAAUUCAGUUAUUUACCAUAUAUCUCAUGACAACAAAAAAUAAUUUUCGAAAAAUUUGCUUAAGAAUCAUCGAUUUCAUCUGUCGAAAACAUCAAUUAAAUUCCAAAAAAGAAUUAUGUCAUCAUCAAUUAGCAUAUUAAACAAUAAUAACAACAUGUUGAUUAAAAUGUUUUCAUUAGUGAUGGCUUUGAUAAUAGUACAGUCAUCUAUUUGUCAAUCAUUAGUCAUUCCUGAUUCAAAAAACCAUCAGCUAAAAGCAGAUGAAAGACAAUAUCAAGAUUCCAGCAGCAACAACAACAACAACAAUGUCCGUCAACAACGAUCAACGAUAGCUGGUGAACCAAUUUGGGAUGGAAUCACAUCUAAAUUCACUGGUAAAAGAGUUGUAUUAACUAAACGAUCGAUUGGUGAUGAUAAUAAUGCUGCAUAUGCUGGACAUUCAAUAAUGCGUUUUGGUCGUGCACCACAUAAUAUUAUGCAUUUUGGUAAAAGAUCCAAUAAUGAUGAAGAUACAGCUGCAAUUGCUAAUCAACUUGAAACAAUGUCUAAUCAAGUUUCUGAAACUGGUUCUCCAUUUUCCGAUGAUUAUUUGAUGGGUAAUAAAGGAUCAUCAUCAGUACGUUACAUUCUAGUACCGGUUAUGGUAUCACCAUCAUCAUCAUCAUUAUCACAUUUAUAUUCAUCUCAGCCAUUAUCAUCAUCACCAGUGUCUGCUAGCGAUGCUCUUAGACAUUAUUUAACUAAAAAAUCAGCCGAAAAUCUUGAAACAAGUCGUGGUGUUUUUAUGCAUUUUGGUUAGAAUAAUAAUUCGGUAAUGAAGAAUUGAUAUCCGACAGCACAAACAUACUUAACAAACAAACAAACGAAAAAAACAUGUUGAUCUAUUUUGAACAUUUCAAGUAUUAU